This is a messenger RNA of Conger conger (European conger), 3509 nucleotides long. It is a transcript of the gene nedd9, whose product is annotated as neural precursor cell expressed, developmentally down-regulated 9. NCBI's taxonomy places the organism in Eukaryota, Metazoa, Chordata, Actinopteri, Anguilliformes, Congridae. The transcript has 7 exons. The record is from RefSeq and is a predicted model, not a curated record. Gene Ontology annotation, biological process: cell migration; cell surface receptor protein tyrosine kinase signaling pathway. Gene Ontology annotation, cellular component: plasma membrane; cytoplasm. Bases 268 to 2658 code for a protein of 796 amino acids. Gene Ontology annotation, molecular function: protein binding.
GCUAUCCGAGCCGCCGAGGGGUGCGCGCGGUCUCCUGUAGGACACUCUAGAUUCCUCGGAACUGUCUCAAAGGCGCUGGGAUUGGGAGUUUAUCCUUGAAUUUUGGAGGAAACGUUUGGUCGAACAUCCCCACACAAAGUUGCGUUUAUGGCUGUGCGACUUUAGGCAUCACUCGCACCACGUCACUUUCACAUGCUUUCUCAGUGACAAACGCAGCGGAUGUUUCUUUCCUGGACGCACUGAGAUCUCAAAUCCCGGGUGCUGAAGAUGAAGUAUAAAAACCUGAUGGCCAAGGCCCUGUACGACAAUGUCCCGGAGUCCCCUGAAGAGCUGGCCUUCCGGAAAGGCGACAUCCUGACGGUCAUCGAGCAGAACACCGGCGGGCUGGAGGGCUGGUGGCUCUGCUCGCUGCACGGCCGGCAGGGCAUCGCCCCCGGCAACCGCCUGAAGCUGCUCAUUGGGCCCAUGUUCGAAGCCCAGCCCCCUGCCUCCCAGGCCUCGCCCUAUCAGCAGAAGCCUGGGGCAUCUCAGGGCUCCACGGUGCUCCCCUCAGCCCAGCAGAGCCCCCAGCAGCAAGGCGUAUACCAGGUGCCACAGAGGAGCCCCUGGGCGGCCGACGGAACGACCAGCAAGGUCGUGACCCCGAUGCGGGUGGGGCAGUCCUACACCUACGACUCAGUCCAGCGACACCAGCAGGACGUCUACGAUGUGCCACCCAUCAGGCCGCAGGGGGUGUACGACAUACCCCCAACGAAGCAGGGUCCCAAGUUCCCGGGGAAGCUGGGAGACCCAAGCAUGCAAGGCGUCUACGACGUCCCACCGACAAUGCAAAGCCUCUACGAUGUGCCCCCGACAACGCAAAGCCUCUACGAUGUGCCCCCGACAACGCAAAGCGUCUACGACAUCCCCCCGACAACGCAAGGGGUCUACUCUGUGCCCCCCUGCCGAAAUAACCAGGCCCUCCAGGAAGGAAACUACGACUUCCCCCAGCCCCUAAAGACCAAGCUGGGCGGUAUCUACGACGUGCCCCCCGUCAUGACGGCCAGGCCCUCGGCCCAGUCCAACUACGACUUCCCGCCCAGCUCCGACCCCGCCGCCCUCCGCGGCUCCGCCCUCGGCGGCGUUUACGACAUUCCCCCCGUCCAGCCCUCCUCCUCCUGCUCCUCUGGUUCGCAGGGCAGCGACGUGUACGACAUCCCGCGCGGGGCCGGGGACUACGACGUGCCACCCCCGCAGGAGCCGCGCCUCCUGGGGGAGGUGACGGAUGGCGUGAACCGGCUCUCCUUCUCCAGCACGGGCAGCGCCCGCAGCAGCAUGUCCACCUCCUCGUCCGCCUCCUCCACCCCAGAGCCGCGGGCCGCGGGGCCCGACCUGGACAGCGCCGUGCAGAGGCUGGGGCAGCUGCAGCAGGGCGUGGAGGCUGCUGUCGCCGCCCUGCUGGCUCUGGCCGCCUCGCCCCACUGGAGGACGCCGCAGUUGGCGGAGAGGCGCGGGGAGGAGGUGCAGGGGGCGCUGGACCGGGUCCGGGGGGCCGUGGCCGACCUGCUGGCGUUCGGGAGGGGGGCGGCCGCCAGCGCCCUCGGCCUGCCCGACCGCGGCCUGCAGGGGAAGCUCCGGCGGCAGCUGCAGCGGCUGGAGGACUCCCAGCAGAUCCUCCUGCAGACGGGCCGCGCCCCCGAGCCCGGCGCCAAGCCCCAGGCCAGGUGCGACGACCUGGACCGCUUCGUCAUGGUCUCCAGGACCGUCCCCGACGACGUCAAGCAGCUGGUCUCCACGGUCGGGGGCAGCGCCGAGCUGCUCUUCAGGAGGGCGACCGUCAGCGGGCCCCUCCCCCAGGGCGGAGCGCAGGACAACCGCCACCCCGUCGCCCACGACAACGAGGUCUACGACGGGCAGCUGGAGAGAGACCAGACCGGACCCUUCCCUGUUCCGUCCAGCCUACAGCAGGAGAAGGACAACCUGAACCACAGCGAGAAGUGCGUGAAGAGCUGGAUGGAGGACUACGACUACGUGCACUUACAGGGGAAGGAGGAGUUUGAGCGACAGCAGAAGGAGCUUCUGGAGAAGGAGAACAUCGUCAAGCAGAGCAAAGUCCAACUGGAGCAGGACCAGCUCAAUCAGUUUAAGCAACUGGAGCAGGAAGUGAUCAAGCCAGUGGACAAUGACAUCACCCAGUGGAUUUCCGCCGCAGGCCCCUCCCCUUCUUCGGACUCCUCCUCCUCCUCUUCCUCGCAGGGCGGCGAGUCGCAGCUGGGCGAGUGGGACAGGAAGCUGCUGCACUUCUACUCUGAGCAGUGCGAGGCGCACUUCGUCACGCUGCUCAACGCCGUGGACGCCUUCUUCAGCUGCAUCAGCGCGGGCCAGCCGCCGCGCAUCUUCGUCGCCCACAGCAAGUUCGUCAUCCUCAGCGCCCACAAGCUGGUGUUCAUCGGGGACACCCUGUCGCGGCAGGCCGCCGCCCCCCACCUGGCGGGCCACAUCAUGAACUACAGCAACGCCCUGUGCGAGCUGCUCAAGACCGUGGUGGGGGCCACCAAGAUGGCCGCUCUGCACUACCCCAACACCGCCGCCCUGCAGGAAAUGGUGGACCGUGUCACCGACCUAUCCCAUCAGGCGCAGCAGUUCAAAGUGCAGCUGCUGCAGCUGGCGUCCUGCUGAGGCCCCGCCCCCGGGCCCCUGUGUACAGACAGUAUUCAGACAGACUGAGACCCAACACGUCCGUCCGUGUCGCAUAUCAAAGGGUUUUUUUUUUUCCAUUUGUAAAUUGUUCCGGAAAGUUUCGGUUUGUAAAUACUAGGCUCUAUUUUUUGUGUGUAGAUUGUUUUAUAAUAAUUAUUAUUAUUGUUAUUAUAUAAAUGAUGUAUUAUAAAUAGUGAGGACUUGUCUUUGGAGGGAAACUCAUUUCGGGAACAUGCCUGUUUGUUGAUAAUACCACAUUACGCACCUUAUAAGAUGUCCUUUUUCUUUUCAUAUCCGUAGAAUAAUGGCAUACUGGUUGCUAAAAAUGAGAGUACUUGUUUGUAAAUAAUGUGAUACGUCACCCUGGGGGCGACUCAGUAAAGGAUGCUUGUUUCACUAGUGUGUAGAUGGGCGUGUUUUUAUGAAAGUUGCUGUCACUCACGCACUGUGGGAGGGGCCCUCCGUUUGUGAUGUGAUGCACUUUUUUCCCCAUUAAUUUAGUAAUUUAAUCGAGGAUGCAUUGUAGGGUGUAAGUGCUGUAAGUAUGUCUCCAAAUUAGGCUUACAUUAUAGAAAAUAUAAAAAACCAUGCAUUGCCAUCCUAAAUUAAUUGCAACUGGUUCUCUCACUAAAGAAUGGAAUUAAAUGCAGGCUUUAGACGAGUGUUCCUCAGUGGUAGUUCCAGCCGUAACUACAGUUAUGCCAUCAUACAUCAACAGCUUUGUGUGGCAAUGUGUCACUGUCUGUUCCUCUGAAGAUGGCUGCUAUUGUGUCCUACCUGGUAAUAAAUCUGCAGUGUCAUGCUGUAUUUUCAAGUGGUUUGCAACCCUG